Molecule: messenger RNA, 744 nt
Organism: Camelina sativa (false flax)
Lineage: Eukaryota; Viridiplantae; Streptophyta; Magnoliopsida; Brassicales; Brassicaceae
Source: RefSeq, a predicted model, not a curated record
AUGACCAACAAAUAUGUAUUGAUAACCAAACCUCCAUAUCCAAAUCUACCUGGUAAAAAGAAGGGUCAGAAGAAGAAUUAUGAUCGGAUCAAAGGGAAAAAUGAAUCACCGAAGAAAAAGAAAAAGGAACUAAAGAAGAAGAAGCCAAAGAAGAAUAUGGGUGAGAGCAAAAAUGAUCCAGACAAACUCGGAAGGCAAGGGAGAAUUAUGCAUUGUAGCAAGUGUGGUGUAGCAGGUCACAAUUCAGCUGGAUGUCCUACAUUUCCAAAAGAAAAUGAGGAAAAGAAGGAAAAGAAGGAAAAAAAGGAAAAAAAGAGUAAGAGUAGUAAGCAGAGAACAAAGUUUUNCAAACCUCCAUAUCCAAAUCUACCUGGUAAAAAGAAGGGUCAGAAGAAGAAUUAUGAUCGGAUCAAAGGGAAAAAUGAAUCACCGAAGAAAAAGAAAAAGGAACUAAAGAAGAAGAAGCCAAAGAAGAAUAUGGGUGAGAGCAAAAAUGAUCCAGACAAACUCGGAAGGCAAGGGAGAAUUAUGCAUUGUAGCAAGUGUGGUGUAGCAGGUCACAAUUCAGCUGGAUGUCCUACAUUUCCAAAAGAAAAUGAGGAAAAGAAGGAAAAGAAGGAAAAAAAGGAAAAAAAGAGUAAGAGUAGUAAGCAGAGAACAAAGUUUGAUGGGGCUGGUCCAUCAACAUUUCAAGCAGCAGAGACAAUCACACUUUCACAGGGACCACACACACUCACACAAUAA